Molecule: messenger RNA, 834 nt
Organism: Acanthosepion pharaonis
Lineage: Eukaryota; Metazoa; Mollusca; Cephalopoda; Sepiida; Sepiidae
Source: the annotation of a GenBank genome assembly
AUGUGCUUGAAUUCUUUUUUUCUUCUUCCUUACUUAUUUUUUUUUCCUUCUUUCUUUGUUUUCCUCCUCUUUGUUGUUUUUUUUUUCUUUUUCUCUGUUCUUUUCCUCCUCCUCCUCUUUGUUCUUUUUCUCCUCCUCCUCCUCCUCUUUGUUCUUUUUCUCCUCCUCCUCCUCCUCUUUGUUCUUUUUCUCCUCCUCCUCCUCUUUGUUCUUUUUCUCCUCCUCCUCCUCUUUGUUCUUUUCCUCCUCCUCCUCCUCCUUCCCUUGUUCUUUUUCUCCUCCUCCCCUCCUCCUCUUUUCUUCUUUUUCUCCCCACUUUUUGUUCUUUUCUCCUCCUUUUUUUGUUUUUUCCUCCUCCUCCUUUUUGUUAUUUUCUUCCUUUUUCCUUUGUUCCUUUCCUUUUCCCCCACUAUUUUUUCUUUUCCUCCUUCCCCCUUUUUGUUCUUUUUCCUCCUCCCCUCUUUUUGUGUUCUUUUCCUCCUUCCCCCACUUUUUGUUCUUUUCUCUCCCUUCCUCCCCCUUUUGUUCUUUUCCUCCUUCCUUUGUUUUUCCUCUUCCUUCCCCCCCUCUUUUUUUUCUUUUCUCUUCCUUCCCCCACUUUUGUUCUUUUCCUCUUCCUUCCCCCACUUUUUGUUCUUUUCCUCUUCCUUCCCCCACUUUUUGUUCUUUUCCUCUUCCUUCCCCCACUUUUUGUUCUUUUCCUCUUCCUUCCCCCACUUUUUGUUCUUUUCCUCCUCCUCUUUGUUCUUCACCAUCCUUCUCCCCUCCUUGUUCUUGCUUUCUUUUUGUUUUUGUUUUGUCAUUUUUAUGAUUGGCAAAUGGUAUAUUAGGUAG